Molecule: messenger RNA, 3087 nt
Organism: Mesitornis unicolor (brown roatelo)
Lineage: Eukaryota; Metazoa; Chordata; Aves; Mesitornithiformes; Mesitornithidae
Gene: RELCH
Product: KIAA1468 ortholog
Exons: 28
Biological process (GO): intracellular cholesterol transport
Cellular component (GO): trans-Golgi network; recycling endosome
Molecular function (GO): protein binding
Source: RefSeq, a predicted model, not a curated record
AUGGCUAAUACAAUCCUUCUUGGUAUCCCUUUAGUUUCCUGGAGGAUGGUGCUAGUGUUAGGAGAUAAACUUCCAGUGAUGACUGCCUGUAAAGGCAGUGGAAGGAGUAACAGAUCUGGUUACCCACACGGUGAUGUUUCAGAUCGUGCUGGAAGCAUCAGUACUCUUGAUUCCUUGGAUUUUGCAAGAUACUCUGAUGACGGCAAUAGGGAAACGGAUGAAAGAGUAGCAGUCCUGGAGUUUGAACUACGGAAAGCCAAGGAGACCAUACAGGCCCUCCGAGCCAACCUGACUCAGGCUGCAGAAAAUGAAGUUCCUUUGCAGGAACGAAAAAAUUAUAAAUCAAGUCCUGAAAUUCAGGAGCCAAUCAGACCUCUUGAGAAAAGAGCUCUAAACUUCCUAGUUAAUGAAUUUUUAUUGAAGAAUAGUUACAAGCUUACAUCAAUAACGUUUUCAGAUGAAAAUCAUGAUCAGGAUUUUGAACUUUGGGAUGAUGUAGGAUUGAACAUUCCAAAACCUCCUGACCUGUUACAACUCUAUCGUGACUUUGGGAACCAUCACGUUUCAACGAGAGAUGUAGUGGAUGUAUCAGUUGGUGUAGAAGAUGAUGAAUUAGAGGCUGCUACUCCUAUACUUGGAAGCGUCCCUGUAUUUGAAACAACACCACAGCCAAUAGAACAAUGUUUAAUAGUGCAAAAAUUAGAAGAUCAAAUUAGUGUGUUAAACAGUGAGAAAUGGUCUUUGAUGGAACAAAUCCAAAGACUUGAGAGUGAAAUAGAUUUUCUCAAGAAUGAAAACUUCCCUGUGUCGACAGUUUAUGGUGUAGCUCCACAUCCUUCUUUAAAACAAGUGCCUCUCACGGUCUCAGAGGACAAUGGACGGUACUUGGAUAUCAAGAGCUCUGAGAAUGACAAACAUGGAAACAGUGAGGAAACAAGCCUUUCUUUAUCAGCUGAAGUGGAUUCAAGGACUUCUAAAGAUGAUACACUAAACUCUAUGCCCUGUAAAGAAACAGAGAAACUGUCAUCUUGUGCUGCAUCAACUAAAGCUGCAGUCCACUUCGAUAAACCCAAUAGGAAAUUGUCACCAGCUUUCCAUCAGGCACUACUGUCUUUCUGUCGGAUGUCAGCAGACAGCCGCUUGGGAUCAGAGGUAUCUCGGAUUGCAGAUAGUGAAAAAAGUGUCAUGUUAAUGUUGGGACGCUGCCUGCCUCAUAUUGUUCCUAAUGUGCUGCUUGCAAAGCGAGAGGAAUUGAUCCCACUCAUACUGUGUACCGCCUGCCUCCAUCCUGAGCCCAAAGAGAGAGAUCAGCUUCUGCACAUACUGUUCAACUUGAUCAAACGACCAGAUGAUGAGCAAAGACAGAUGAUACUGACUGGGUGUGUGGCAUUUGCUCGACAUGUUGGACCAACACGAGUGGAAGCCGAGCUUUUACCACAGUGUUGGGAACAGAUCAACCACAAAUACCCAGAGAGACGGCUACUGGUAGCAGAAUCCUGUGGAGCUCUGGCACCUUACCUUCCAAAAGAAAUUCGUAGUUCAUUAGUACUUUCCAUGCUGCAGCAAAUGCUAAUGGAAGAUAAGGCAGAUUUGGUACGAGAAGCUGUGAUCAAAAGCCUUGGUAUCAUUAUGGGAUACAUUGAUGAUCCAGACAAAUAUCAACAGGGCUUUGAACUGCUGCUUUCAGCUUUAGGAGACCCUUCAGAACGCGUAGUUAGUGCAACGCAUCAGGUAUUUUUACCUGCUUAUGCUGCCUGGACAACAGAACUGGGAAACUUACAGUUCCAUCUUAUACCUACAUUGCUUAAUAAAAUUGAAAAAUUGCUCAGGGAAGGAGAGCAUGGCUUGGAUGAACACAAGCUCCACAUGUAUCUGUCUGCUCUGCAGUCAUUGAUUCCUUCGCUGUUUGCACUGGUGCUACAGAAUGCACCUUUCACAAGCAAGGCUAAACUUCAGGGAGAAAUACCACAAAUAGAAGUCACUAGGUUUCCCCGACCGGUAUCGCCUCUUCAGGAUGUGGCCAUCAUCAUUGGGAGCCGCGAGCAAUUAGCAGUGUUGUUGCAACUGUAUGACUAUCAGCUAGAACAUGAGGGUACCACAGGCUGGGAGACUUUGCUAUGGGUAGUCAAUCAAUUGCUACCACAGCUUAUAGAAAUAGUUGGCAAGAUCAAUGUAGCAUCAACUGCCUGUGUCCAUGAGUUCUCUAGAUUUUUCUGGAGACUUUGUAGGACAUUUGGGAAAAUUUUUACAAACACUAAGGUAAAACCACAGUUUCAGGAAAUCUUAAGACUGUCUGAGGAAAAUAUAGAUUCCACAGCAGGUAACGGAGUGCUAACGAAAGCCACAGUUCCCAUCUAUGCAACAGGGGUCCUUACGUGUUAUAUUCAGGAAGAAGACCGCAAGCUGUUAGUUGGAUUCUUAGAAGAUGUAAUGACCAUGCUUUCGCUAUCCCAUGCUCCUCUUGAUAGCCUGAAAGCUUCCUUUGUGGAACUGGGUGCGAACCCAGCUUAUCAUGAGCUGCUGUUAACUGUCUUAUGGUAUGGAGUUGUCCAUACUUCUGCUCUUGUUCGAUGUACAGCUGCUAGAAUGUUUGAGCUGACUCUUCGAGGCAUGAGUGAAGCCUUAGUUGACAAGCGGGUUGCUCCGGCCCUUGUUACCUUGUCCAGUGAUCCUGAAUUUUCAGUGAGAAUUGCAACAAUUCCUGCUUUUGGGACCAUCAUGGAAACCGUUACUCAGAGAGAGCUUCUGGAAAGAGUAAAAAUGCAGCUGGCAUCUUUCCUGGAGGACCCUCAAUAUCAAGACCAACAUUCUUUACAUACAGAAAUCAUAAAAACAUUCGGAAGAGUUGGACCUAAUGCUGAGCCCAGAUUUAGAGAUGAAUUUGUUAUUCCACACUUGCACAAGUUAGCCUUGGUCAACAACCAGCAGUCUGUGGACUCUAAGAGGCUGGAUAUCGCUACACACCUGUUUGAAGCCUACAGUGCUCUUUCCUGUUGUUUUAUUUCAGAGGAUUUAAUGGUUAAUCACUUUUUACCAGGACUGAAGUGUUUACGAACUGACAUGGAACACCUCUCGCCAGAGCAUGAG